This is a messenger RNA of Camelina sativa (false flax), 1487 nucleotides long. The record is from RefSeq and is a predicted model, not a curated record. Lineage: Eukaryota; Viridiplantae; Streptophyta; Magnoliopsida; Brassicales; Brassicaceae.
ACUUACGAACAUACUUAUUCAGGUGUAAGGUUUUUGACUAAUUCGUUUGAUGCAUCUCAAGUCCAUGUGAACCCAUUAUUCGAUGAAGUUGAUGUUUUCAGACAAGCGUAAUAUUAUCUAUCAUAAUAAAUUGUUCUUUUAUUAUGAUAACGCAUAAUUAGUGAGUUUUAAUUGAAUCAUAAGUGUUUAUGAAAUCGUGUGUUAAACAGGCUGCCCGAUUAUGGCCUCUCUCUCAUAUGUCGUCAGACACAACCAAGGUGGGGGAUGGUUGCUGUUCAAGCUGAAAAUGCAGAAGAUUUUCCUAGGAGAACUAUUGAAGAGUUGAAGAAUUCUGUUGAUGUAUGUAAAGCUUAUGUUAACUUUAUGGAUUUAUUCUAACUAAUCAAUAAAAAUAAUCUAUCUAUAGAUUGGAAAGGCAAGGAUUCAUUGCACUGUCUACGCCAUUGACACAGACUGGGCUUGGUACUAUAUUAGUUGUCAUUCUUGCAAUAAGAAAGUUGAAAAAGUAAACGAUGGGGAUAAUGGGUUGAUUAACAAAGAAUCAAAACGGAGGUUUUGGUGUUACAAAUGUGAUACUGUCGUCACUAAUAUUGUACCAAGGUACUGGAAAUUAUAGAUUCAAACUAUUUCAAAUCUAUAUUUAUUACUUUACAAUCAAAUCCCCAUUUAUAAUUAUUACUUUAUAUUAAUCUUUUGGGUUCAUGCUCUAUGCUAAUGUCAUGGACGCUACUGGUGAGACAAAAUUAUUGUUGUUUGAUUCUAUUUGCUCUGAGAUUAUUGGGCAGUCUGCCCAAUCAGUUCUUGGUGGCUCAGUUGAUGAGAUUAUAGAUCCAGAAAAUUUGCCUGAUCCAGUGAAAAGUCUUAUUGGAAAGACUUAUCUCUUUCUGGUAAAUGUUGAGAAAGCAAAUAUAUUUGAUGGUAAAGACUACUAUAAGGUGUCCAAAGUCCUCUUGAAAGAUGGCCUACUCGACGAACAACUGUUGGAGCAUUCAUCUGACACACUAAAUGCAACAUCUAAUGUAUCUUGUGACCAGGGACCUCUCAUGUUAGAAUGUAGCCCAAAUACUAACUCUACUACUCCAUCCUCCAAGCGUAUUUACCCUGCUAAUGGAGAGACUUCUGAUCAAAACUCAACUUCUAAAAAGUUGUGUAUUGAACCAAUAGAUUUAGAAAAGUCUAAUCCGGAAUUUGGAGUUGAAAGAGUUCAAGAAAAGGCUCAAAGAACAAUCAAUAACGAUGGGGUUGGAAAACAAAAGGGUGUCUACCAAGGUGGUGUUGUGACCAACAGUAUGGAUGAGAGAAAAGAAAAGACGGUCGGAGUUAAGAUCAAGGUUGAAAAGAAGGAAUGAUUUGUUUGUUUUUUAUUGAACUUUUGCUUUUAUUUUUCUUCCCCGUUGCUCAUGAUACAACUUCCAUAAUUUGUUUUCCUUUGCUUUCGUGACAUUUUUUCUAUCAAAUAAUAGCUGUUUCCCAGCUACUAUCUGAAA